AUGAAGUUUAGAGCAAAUUUAAGCACUCUCUUUAUUGGUUGUGUUGAAGCAGAAACUGGGUAAAUAACAUAAUUAAUGUUAGCAGAUUCAUCACAAGCUUGGAUCAAAUUGCUAUUGAUAUCUUACAGUUAUGAUAUUGUUAUUGCUUAGUUUCAGUACUAAGAUUUUUCUACAUUUUUAGUUCAGAAGUACUAGCUAAACCCUUUAACAUUAAUGCUUGAUUUAUUAUGGAGCAGAAAAUGCGAAAUCUAGUCGAAUAGACAAUUCGUAUAUCAUGUACAAGUUUAUCUUGUACCUAAUGGAUUUCAGGAAGUAUACACCAUUGGUUGA
Molecule: messenger RNA, 330 nt
Organism: Stylonychia lemnae
Lineage: Eukaryota; Ciliophora; Spirotrichea; Sporadotrichida; Oxytrichidae
Source: the annotation of a GenBank genome assembly